This is a messenger RNA of Salvelinus namaycush (lake trout), 2055 nucleotides long. RefSeq names its product golgin subfamily A member 6-like protein 2. The record is from RefSeq and is a predicted model, not a curated record. The transcript has a single exon. NCBI's taxonomy places the organism in Eukaryota, Metazoa, Chordata, Actinopteri, Salmoniformes, Salmonidae. The coding region runs from base 9 to 1340 and encodes 443 amino acids.
ACAAGGAAAUGAUAGAAAGCUCAAUGGGUGAACUGAGAGUGAAAGAGGCAGAAAUGGUGAGAGAAAAGGAGAACAUGGAAAAGAAGAUGGCUAGACUCAAAGAGGAAGAGGAUAGAAUGCGGGAAGAAAUAGGAAGGAAGAUGGACAACUUAAAGCAGGACAGUUAUGAAAUCAAAAGACUUAGAGAUGAAAUUGACAGUGAAAAGAACCAACUGAAUGCAAAAUUGCUUGAGUUGGAAAAAAUGCGUGAAGAACUAGAUAGAGAGAAGAAGGAAGUGAAAGACAAGAAGGAUGAAACACUGAAAGAAAAAGAUCAGUUGGAAGAGAGGCGAGGUAAGAUAAGUAAGGAGAAAGAGGAAUUGGAUAUCAGUCUUGAACUGAUGAAAAGACAAAGGGAAGACUUGACGAGCUUGAAGGCUGAAGCAGAAGCACAGACCGAGCCUAUGGAAAAUGACUGGAAGGAACAGCUCACGAAGGAAAGACAACAACUUGAAGAUGUAAAGGAGGAGAUACAGAAGGAAAAAGAAGCCUUUGAGAGAAAAAAGGGAUUGACUAUGAAAGAGAGAGAUGAGUUUGAUCUGAUGAAGUCUGAAACCCAGGGACAAUUGGAGGAAAUGGAACAAAACAAACAAGACAUUCGUGUGGAGAAGGAAAAGCUGGAUCAGAUCAAAGCUGAGUUAGAAAGACGGUCUGAAGACAUAAAUCAGGUCAUGGAUGAGACAAGACGGGAGAGGGGGAAGGUUGAAGAACUGGCUAUCCAAACUCAAAAACAAAGGGAAGAAAUGGUGGGUUUAAUGGAAAAGAACAAAGAAAAGCAGAACGAACUGGAACUCAUGAAUGACAAGAUUGAAAGAGAGAAACAAGACAUCGAAGAAAGUCGGGAUGUGCUAACAAAGGAGAGAGAGGAGCUGGAACAAAUGAGGAAUGAGACACAGCAACAGAGAGAGGAGACAGAAUCUCACAUGGAAGACCAAAGGAAAGAGAAAGAACAUUUGGAACAAAUGACGAUGGACAUGAAAAAGCAGUUGCUAGAGGUGGAUAAUGACAAGGAAAUGAUAGAAAGCUCAAUGGGUGAACUGAGAGUGAAAGAGGCAGAAAUGGUGAGAGAAAAGGAGAACAUGGAAAAGAAGAUGGCUAGACUCAAAGAGGAAGAGGAUAGAAUGCGGGAAGAAAUAGGAAGGAAGAUGGACAACUUAAAGCAGGAAAGUUAUGAAAUCAAAAGACUUAGAGAUGAAAUUGACAGUGAAAAGAACCAACUGAAUGCAAAAUUGCUUGAGUUGGAAAAAAUGCGUGAAGAACUAGAUAGAGAGAAGAAGGAAGUGAAAGACAAGGAAGGAUGAAACACUGAAAGAAAAAGAUCAGUUGGAAGAGAGGCGAGGUAAGAUAAGUAAGGAGAAAGAGGAAUUGGAUAUCAGUCUUGAACUGAUGAAAAGACAAAGGGAAGACUUGACGAGCUUGAAGGCUGAAGCAGAAGCACAGACCGAGCCUAUGGAAAAUGACUGGAAGGAACAGCUCACGAAGGAAAGACAACAACUUGAAGAUGUAAAGGAGGAGAUACAGAAGGAAAAAGAAGCCUUUGAGAGAAAAAAGGGAUUGACUAUGAAAGAGAGAGAUGAGUUUGAUCUGAUGAAGUCUGAAACCCAGGGACAAUUGGAGGAAAUGGAACAAAACAAACAAGACAUUCGCGUGGAGAAGGAAAAGCUGGAUCAGAUCAAAGCUGAGUUAGAAAGACGGUCUGAAGACAUAAAUAAGGUCAUGGAUGAGACAAGACGGGAGAGGGGGAAGGUUGAAGAACUGGCUAUCCAAACUCAAAAACAAAGGGAAGAAAUGGUGGGUUUAAUGGAAAAGAACAAAGAAAAGCAGAACGAACUGGAACUCAUGAAUGACAAGAUUGAAAGAGAGAAACAAGACAUCGAAGAAAGUCGGGAUGUGCUAACAAAGGAGAGAGAGGAGCUGGAACAAAUGAGGAAUGAGACACAGCAACAGAGAGAGGAGACAGAAUCUCACAUGGAAGACCAAAGGAAAGAGAAAGAACAUUUGGAACAAAUGACGAUG